GAGUGAGGGAGAGAGAGAUAGACACACACAGACAGAGACAGCGACAGCGCUUGAACAUGGCCACUGUAAGCAACGGAGUACAGCUAGACACCAACAACAGUGGCGGCAGCGGGCGAAUGAACGGCUUAAGCCACAGUCAGAACACCAUCCCAAUGAAAGAUCACGACGCCAUCAAACUCUUCAUCGGCCAGAUCCCACGUAACCUGGAAGAGAAGGACCUAAAACCGUUGUUCGAGGAAUUUGGCAAGAUCUACGAACUGACUGUGCUGAAGGACCGUUUCACUGGUAUGCACAAAGGUUGUGCCUUCCUCACGUAUUGUGCCAGGGACUCGGCGCUUAAAGCUCAGAGUGCAUUACACGAACAGAAGACAUUGCCAGGGAUGAACCGACCCAUUCAGGUGAAGCCUGCCGACAGCGAAGGUCGAGGAGAAGACAGAAAGCUCUUUGUGGGUAUGCUGGGGAAGCAACAAACAGAAGAUGAUGUGAGGCGGCUGUUUGAGUCCUUUGGGUCAAUUGAAGAGUGCACCAUACUCAGAGGUCCUGAUGGAACCAGCAAAGGCUGUGCAUUUGUAAAAUAUUCCUCGCACGCAGAAGCCCAAGCAGCCAUCAACAGUCUGCAUGGAAGCCAGACUAUGCCGGGGGCCUCAUCCAGCCUGGUGGUGAAGUUUGCCGACACUGACAAGGAACGCACGCUGCGUCGCAUGCACCAGAUGGCAGGGCAGCUGGGCAUCUUUAAUCCAAUGGCAAUUCAGUUUGGUGCAUAUGGUGCUUAUACUCAGGCGCUGAUGCAACAGCAGGCAGCCUUGAUGGCGGCAGCGCAGGGUUCCUACCUGAACCCGAUGGCUGCGAUUGCCGCGGCCCAGAUGCAGCAGAUGGCAGCCUUUAAUGUGAACGGACUAGUGGCCACACCAAUGACGCCGUCCUCAGGCACCAGCACACCCCCUGGCAUUAAUGCAACAGCUGUACCUAGUAUAGCUACGCCCAUCGGAGUCAAUGGGUUUAGCGCAAUGCCACCACAAACGAAUGGACAGCCAACAUCAGAUACCAUCUACGCCAAUGGCAUCCAUCCAUACCCAGCUCAAAGUCCAACAGUGGCUGACCCAUUACAGCAAGCUUAUGCAGGCAUGCAGCACUACACAGCAGCUUACCCUGCAGCGUACGCUCCCAUUGGGCAGGCAUUUCCACAGCAACCCCCUAUCAUUCCUCAGCAACAAAGAGAAGGACCGGAAGGAUGCAAUCUGUUCAUCUACCAUCUGCCGCAGGAGUUUGGGGAUGCUGAGCUCAUGCAGAUGUUCAUGCCUUUUGGCAAUGUCAUCUCCGCCAAAGUCUUCGUUGAUCGUGCCACAAACCAAAGUAAAUGCUUUGGCUUUGUGAGUUUUGACAAUCCUACCAGUGCUCAGGCUGCUAUUCAGGCUAUGAACGGCUUUCAGAUUGGAAUGAAGAGGCUAAAAGUACAACUGAAACGACCAAAAGACGCUAACCGACCAUAUUGACCUUCACACGCUCCUAACCAGGUUGGAAGCAUCGUCACAUUCAGUGAUCCUUUGUCACAAGUGCAGUCUGAAAAUUAAAUGACUUUUUUUUGCUGCGAAUCACUGUGGAAGAAAACAGAUUAGAUUUCAAAGGGGGAAAACACUUCGGGAGCGAUUUUGGGGGAAUUUAAAAGGAUGUUGGAUGGAAACAAAAAAACCCAUAAAAAUCAAAAAAAAUGACAAGAAAAUUAAUUCAUAUUCGCACUGGAACUGUGAUAGGGGCAUUGAGACAAACCAUGACUGGUUUUAUCCGAAAGCACUGAAUAAUUGUUCAGAGGAUUAAACGAUAAUUACAGACUUUUCAAAUUUACCAAAGCCAGCUGGAUAAGAUUGUGUGCCUACAACCAACGUGACACAUCCUUGCCUCUGAAACUGGGAGGACAUUACAGAUUAAAGGGACAUUUAUAAAGCUGGCACAGGGACUAAAAAGUUGUACUACUGUAAAAAUACAUCAUUCCUUAGAUGAUUAGGGACCAAAGGACCAAACUUUUUUAAAUCUUAUAGUUGUAAGUAAAAAAAAAAUAGAUCAUAACAUUUCAUGGUGAUUUAGGGCAAAACAUGUGUGUACAAGAAAAGGCUUCAGAGGAUUUAAGAGUCAUUUUAGGAACACUUAAGUAUUUAGGGAAGAGCUCAGACAAUGGAAAGACAAUCGAUUCUGCAAUUAUAUGGAAGUGGAAAAUUCAUUUUAUAUUCCUGAAGAGCUGGCUCAUGAGCUAUGUCCCGAUGUACAGUAGCUGAUGAAAUACUGGGACUUUCAUCAUCAAAGCACUAGAGGUUACUUGUAAAAAUUUAGAAAUGCUGUUCUCGCUGUUCCUAAGCACUUAUUUAGUACUAUAAAUAUUAAAAUCUGUUCAUAUCAGAUUUGCCCUCUGUUGGUUGACAUUGUUUCUCAGGCAGUGUAAUGGUUCCCUUUCUCAGGAGUGCUGUGUCAUGUAAAGUUUUUUUGCACUCCUGGACAAAGCACAGGAGAUACCGUCGGUUCAUAUUUGUGCGUGUGGACCUACGUCCUGUAUGUAAUACUGUAUCGAAAGGAGUUGUAUUACUGAGUUACAGAAAAGUAAACACAGCUAAGAUUUAUGUGGCCAAACAAAAUAAUCUGUUUUAUUUGUUUUAGCUUUUUGAAGGUAAGUAUUGAUAAACAGAACAUUAUUUUUAGUCAUUGUUAUCACUUAAGGGAUAUUGAUCCCACUGGAAAUACCAGCAUUUAUUGUCCAUCCAUAAGUACCCCUAAACUCAAAUGGCACUUGAGAGUAAACCACAUGAAUGAGCUCUGGACUCACAUGUAGGUCAGUGUAUAUAGGGCAAUCUUCCAAAGUUCAAAAUAUAUUGAUUAACGAAGUGUGUAUAUGUCCCUAAAUAUUAUCCUGGGACUCAUUUGCUUGCCAUUUAUGUAGUCUUUCUGAGAUUCUUCCUUCUCUCAGAGAUAUCAUAAAUGGGUUUCUAUGAUGGUUACGGUUACUAGAUUAGCAAUUUCUCUUUUAAUUCCAGACUCCCAGAGUGUUCAAAACAAUAUAUCUGGAUCAAUAACCCUAACUUAACCACUGCACAACCAUACUCUAUACUAAUGCAUUCUAGUCACUCUGACACAGGUCUUUAAACAUAAGACUAUAAGAUAUAGGGGGGGGUAGAAUUAUACCAUUCGGUGCAUCGAGUCUGUUCCGCCACUCCAUCAUGGCUGACUUAUUAUCAUUCUCAACCCUACUGUCCUGCCUUCUCCCCGUAACUUUCGACAUCCUUACUAAUCAAGAAUCUAUCAACCUCUGCUUUAAGUAUACCCAAUGACUUGGCCUCUACAGCUGUCUGUGGCAAUGAAUUGCAUGGGUUCACCACACUCUGGCUAAAGAAAUUCCUCCUCAUUUCUGUUCUAAAGGGAUGUCCCUCUAUUCUGAGGCUGCGCUCUCUGAGUUAAAUCUUAAAGCAGUGAGUAUAUUUUCAUUACGAAAGUGUUCUGCUCGGACAGGUAGUUAGGGUUACUGAGUGGUCAAAAUCAUCUGCCAUUUCGUUUGAGCUGUUUAACCAGGAAUUGUGUUUUGAAGGCUUCCAGCUGGGUAAAAGUAUAAUCAAUACCUGCACCUGUCUGGAAGCCUGUGGCAAGUUUGUUCGUCAUAUAUGCCGGAAAGCACCAGAUCCUUUUUGAAGGCUUCUGUGAGGUCUAAAUCAUCACUUUUUUUUUUCUCAUGGAAUCCUUAUGAGUACAAUCAGAUUUGUAAUCUCCUUCCUGCAAAAAAAAAUCUUUAAGAGCAUGUACAAGAGAUGGAUGCAGGUACUAGUAACAGCCCCUCGAUCCUAAUUGGCAUUCAGCAGGUCCAAAUAAGAACCUGAGUAUCACAGCUGCUUUUCAAUCAGUACUCCAACAACUGGAUUCACAUUGAAGAUAAAAAUAGAAAAUACUAGAAAUACUCACUGGGCACCUUCAGUAAAAAUCCUUAUCCCACCAACAACCUGGGACAGUAGGAAAUGGUUCUGACUGCUCUGGACAUACUGCUUCUCUAGCAAUUGACUCUCCGUUCCUCAGCUGAUGGAUGCGUUGUCUCCAGAUGAUAUCUGAUGCAAUUACCACUGUGUAGGAGAGUGGUUCAGUUCUGUCCUUAAUCUUUCCAAAGAACCACUUUUGAUCACCUCUGCAGUUCCUAGCCAGAACUGCUUGCCCAGGAGUGAAACAUCAGUCCUCCUUAUCUGGGAAGCCCUCAGUUUGUCUCAACUGUUUGUCCUGCAUACUCCUUAUGAGAUUGGAUUUGAGGAGAUCCAAGCUUGAACGCAAGGGACGACCCAGGAACAGUAUAGCUGAUGAGUUGCUGGUCAUGAAGUGUGCUACAUUGUGAUGUGCAAGGAAGAAAUUGGCAAGCUUCUCAUUCAGUGCUAAGUGUAGUCUGGUCUGCUGACAUUGCUCAAGGUGCGUUCUUUAGAUACUGGACAAAUCUUUCCAUAAAGCCAUUGUAGCUGUUACUGUGCAGAUGUACUAAGGCUUAUUCCAGUCAUUUUCAGGAAUGACUGAAACUGUUCCACAGCAAACUGUGGCUUAUUGUCACUGACUAAGUGUUCUGAAAUGCCAGUCCUUCAGAAGAAGCUUCUCAACACAUCAACUGUGUGUGAGGCUGUAGUGCAGGUUAUUGGGAACACUUCUGGCCACUUUGUAGCUGCAUCCACUACUAUCAAGUAAUUUGUGCCUGUGAAUGGUUCAGCAAAAUCCACAUGAAUCCUCUGCCAGGGCAAUGCAGAGCAUUCCCAAGGAUGGAAAGGUGCUGCUCUUGGCAUCUUUUGGAGAUGUUGGCAUCCUGAACACUGCAUGGCAAGCUGCUCGAUCUGCCAAUCUAUCCCACACUACCAGACAAAGCUUUGAGCCAACACUUUCAUUUUAACCAUGCCUAGUUGACUCCUCGAACAUUUUAGCUCUCAGCUAGGAUGGUGCUCAGCUCUUAGUCCCCUCAUAAGGCAACCCCUGUCAAGUCAAGUUCAUCCCAGCACUGAUAAAAAUGUGGGAACUGAAAUUUCUGCUGCAUAUUCCAUCAAUUUUGGGUUACCAUGUAGACCUGAUACAGUGCAGGGCCUUUUCCGGUUUCCCUUUGGAUCACCUCUGCCGUAAUAAGGAGACUUCCAAUUUGCAUUAGGGAGAAUACAUUGUGAGGAAAUUUUGCAGGUAAUUCCUUUUCCAAGGAUAAAUGGGACCAUCCAUCAGCAUUCCAUGAAUAGUCAUCCUCUUGAAUUCAAUUGUAUAAUUGUGUCCUCCAAGAAACAGAGCCCAUCUCUGCAUUUGUGUUGCUACUGUUAGUGGAAACACGCUUACAUGAAUUGAAAAUGGACACUAGUGGUUGAUGAUCAGUAAUGAAGGUAAAGCGUCUCCCAUACAAGGACUGGUUGAAAUGUUUCACACCCCAAACCAGACUCAAGGCCUCUCUGUAAUUUCUUUUUCCUCUGCGGUAAGGGAACAUGAGAAAAACUAUGGGCAUUCUCUUCCAUGUGACAUGUGACAUGAUUGUUCCUAUACCAUAAGGUGAGGCAUAACAGGCAAGCUUUACUGGAUGAUGGCAGUCAUAAUGUUUGAGUGCAGUGUCUGAUGUCACCAUUUCCUCUGUCUUUUGGAAAGACUCCUCACAUUAUAGUAAUUGACAAGUCCUCAAAAAGGCCACAACUGUGACAUGUCCUUUGAUUUUGGGGCAUCCACCAUGGCUUGAGUUUUCUCAGCAUUCUUGUGUAAUUCAUGCACAUCAGUGAUGCUUGGUUUAAAGAAUUCACACUUGUCAUAUCGUGCUCUCAGCCUAUAACCUUCUAAUCUUUUUAACACUGUCUUGAGAUUUUGAAGAUGACCUCCCACCACAACAGUAACACAAUUUGUGUGGACAGACAGGAUUCUGCUUAGAUGUCACAAUUUUGUUCAUGCUGACUUCCAUUCCUGAAUGCAACUCAAUUAUGUCUCUAGCUGCUGUUUCCAUUGAUACAGCGAUUUCAAUUGUUUUUUUAAUGUGACUUAGGCUUCAGUUAGGAGACAUUUUUGACUGCUUUCUUGUAAGAUUACAAAAACUAAAUGAUCAUAUGCCCAUCACUAAAAUGACAAUCCUUGAAUAAUUUCUUCAAUUCAGCCACAUAAGCUGAAAUGGACUCCCCUUCCUUUUGAUUCUGCUUAUGAAACCUAAAGUGUUCUAUUAUCAUCAAUGGUUUUGGUUCUGAAUAUUCCUGCAUUAUGUUCACAAUAUCAGCAAAACUCAUUUCGGCUGGUUUGGUUGAAGUAGUUAAACUUCAAUGCAAAGAGUAUUCUUUUCCACCUAUUGCAUUCAGCAAAACUGUCACUCUUUUCUUAUCAGUUAUUCUAUUUGCUUUAACAUUGGCUCAAUUUCUUCAGUAUACAUCAUCCAAUAAUGUAUUGUGCAAUGGAAUGCAUCUAUCUUUCUGAUGUAGCCAGCCAUUUCUGCUUUUUUAAUUUAUUGUUUUUACCCAGUACCCGCUUUUUAUGAAACUGUGAAUUUUGUCCAUUUUCUACCAUUUUAACUCGUCCAUCUCUCUCGCCCUCUGUAGAAACAUGUGAUGUGUUUUUUUUUAACUCAUACGUUUCUCUCUUUCCCUUCCAAAAUUUAAAAAAAAACAUGCUCCACUUCAGCAGAUAGGUGAUAGUCUGGAGUUUAUUUUAAAGCAACCUCUAUGCCACUAUUAUGUUGUGUAACUCCAGAAAUUAAUCAAAAGAAAAAUGCAAGAACAUGGGAUAAUAUGUCUAUUUCAGUUUACUUUAGUGAGGUGCUCAAAUAUCAUGUGAUGGCAUAAUGAUGUAUGCCAUUCACAUACUUCUUACAUACUGGAUAAUCGUAAUGGAUUACAAAGAAUGCUUAAUUGAACAAUAUAUUUACAUUACUUAAAUAUGACUGAAAUAUUAAACACACUACACUUCUGUUCCCCAGCGAGCUUCUUAAUUGUUAACUUAUUUAUUUUCUUCCCCUCCUCUAUUUUUUUGGCUCCAUGUGUCUUCCAGGCAAACCAGUGGCAAAUAACAAGUCUAAGCAAUCCUCUCUCAGCCUGCACUACCCUUAACUGUGUCACUUGGUCUUCAUCCUAUACAACCAUUCCCUCUGUUCCUUCUACACACUCUCUACAGCUUUAAGCAUGCUUAACUUCUCAGUCUUCUACAUUUUUAUGAAAAGUCAUAAAAUUGAAACUUUGUUUCUUGCUUCUUUUUCUGGCCAAAGUUCUUUGCAUUUUAAUUUUGGGUCCAUCACCGAUUGGGAUGAAUUUACAGUGGCCAAAUAAUCGACCCACUCACGUGCGCUUGGGAUGUGAGAGCAAACUGGAGCGCCCUGGAGAAAUCCAUGCAGUCACAGGGAGAACGUGCAAACUCCACACAGGCAGCACCAGAUGCCAGGAUUGAACCCAGGUCUCUGGUGCAGCUGUGUCACUGUGCCACUUUAUUCAGAAAUUGUCUCAGGAUCUCUGUUUCAGAAAAGUACCUACUAAUCAACUGAGUGUAAGUCUGUUCCUGUCAGAUGCCAUUAAUAUGGUGAUUGGUAGACAUGUAAUUCUCUGAUAUAUCCAAAGCAGGAGCCACAAAGCCUUUCAAAUCCAUUGUGACAUCUUUUCCCAAGCACGCGGUCAAGUUCGUCUUCAUGUAGUGGACUGAUGAGCCUUCUGACUUCAUGCACGCACACUUUUAGAGAAUGCGCAAUGUGCCAUGGUAAAUACAUAUCUUGCCUUACUGCACCACAUAAGUAGGGGCGCCUCAGGGAAGCACACUGAGCCCCUGCCUGAAUGCUAUCCAGUUCAAUUGUCUGCUCCAAGUCCUUCUCAUACCUGAUGCCUUUAGUGUCACCAGAGAGGAAAACACUGAAUGUAAAACAAAAAUCCACAAACAAAUAAACGUUGUUGGGAAUGAUAUUGACAUUGCCCUACUCAGCAAUGGUACCUCUCAUUUACAAUAUUGUUCUGUUGUAUAAGAAAACUUACCCUCAUAAUGUUGCACUAUCGUCUUAGAGAAGUUCUGCAGGAAUGAAGCUGACUGAAGAAACGGAAUUCUUGAGAAGAUUUAUCUCUAUUUAUCAUCUUAGCUCCUUUGUACAGUGCACUGAGUCUCCUGUGAUAACCCAAAUUUCAUAUGACAAAAUUGGCACUUUCUCAUUCUGGAAUUAGAAGUCAGAUCACAAUGAAAUGUGUCCAAAAUCGCAAUCCUUAAUAAAAUUUGAACUGCAGUGACACUACAAGAACUGCUAAUCGCCCACCCUCAUCUGGAAAAGAAGGAUUCACACAUAUCAAUAUUUAGUAGAUUCAUGCAAAUGAAGAAGAGCAAACAAAAUAUAAUUUGACCCAACAUGGUUGCUCCAUACAACUGAGAUACAUUAUGCAUUACCUCAAGAUGAUCCUCCCUUCCAGAUCAAACUGCUAGCACAGUUUAUCAAUGGCAGAGUUUCAAGUAACAACUUCUAACUGCUGUGUUGUCUGUAAAUUUGUUCUUUUAAUGCCAUGCUACCUUUAACUGAAUUUGAAAAACAUGAUGAUGAGAAGAUUCUUGUUUAUAUCGAAGAAUUCUCUAAAUUCUGAUGUGUAAAUGCAACUCAUAGAGAGUGCUGUAAAUUUCCUUGCAAACUUGAACAAGUUUUUUAUCUCAUUGUUCAAUUCAUUUCCUGAUUAUCAGACUUGUUUUCCAAUAAAUGAUGGAAGACCAUGAAGAAGAAUCCUUAUCUAACAUAGGCAACCUUUCGCUAGUAAACUUGUAGGCCAAUUCUUCCAUCAGGAGUCUGUUGCCUCCUGACAAACUUACAGAAGCCUCAUUGUGAUCUAUUUCUUGGCAUUUCAAUGUUUGAACAACCAAAGGGCCACAACAAGGGAAAGUACAGAACAAGUGACUUAAAGCUUGUUCCCUUUCCAUCUUCUCAAGGUCUGCCUGCAUUUGAAUCUGUAGCCAAGCUAGAUAUGGAUGCCAGAUUUAAAUUAUAAUAGUAAGAGGAGAAUAUACUGCCGAUUAUGUCUAUGCCAACUAAUAUUGUUUUGGGUCAAGAUUACUUCUGUAAUAACAUGAUAACUGUUACAAUAUUAUAAUCCAUACAGUCCUGGACAAUUCAAUACACCAGGAGAUCAGUCCUUUCCUAUAACCAUGGAAUGAAAUGUUCUUGUUGUUAAAGUCAAUAGUUUUGUUCUGAAAGAGGUGGUGCCAGAAGAUAUCGUGUACUGUUAUAUCAGCACUCCUGAGAACCCACUGAGAAUCCAACCCAUUGAGUAAUCAAGUGGGAGUCAAAUAAUCAUUAACUUGUAUUAAAUCUGCGCUUUAAGAUGUGAGUUAUUAAAACAAAUCUGAUAUAAGUUAGUUAUACUUCUAAUGCAUUUAUUAAGUGGCAUAUAUACCAUCAUUACAUUCCUUUUUAAAAUCUUAUACUUGCUGCCUGCAUAACCUUUCCAAUAUACUUCUGCUCUUAUUUGCUAAUCUCCUUAUAGAUUCUUGUGUCCAUUUUCAGAAUGAAGAAGCAUGUCAGUUUACAAUCCUCAACGACAAUCAUGCUGUAUUGUGUUGUGUUUGCACCUCUUAACUCCUCAUUUGCCCUGCAGACAAACUCCCUUGCACCUAUCCAUGCAUAUGCCUUUUGAAUGAACUUGUGUCUCAUACUUGAUUUAACUACCCUGACCUUUAAUCCCUUUUUGUCUGAAGGUCUGCAUCAAAAUAAUCUACUGGGCUUUAGACCAUACCUUUAACUCUCCUCCCAAUAUCAUACAGUGCCAAAUACAAAUUAAUAGUCUCUUAUAAAACCUGAGGAAUACCUCAUAUCAAUCAAUAUUUCUCUUCUUACUUAACAUAGUGGUGUUCUUGAGUAGGAAAAGUAGUCUAAUGAAUAAAAAUGUAGCUUACUGAUUGGUCUAGAUAGCCAAAACAAGUAAUUUUGGAUUAUUUUAAAGGAGCACUUUAAACAAUUUCUCUCUUCUAAUUGUAAAAUAUUACAACAGCUGAUUUUGCUGAAAGAUUUUGCAUUUGACCAAGAGUUCACAGAGGAAAUUUAAUUCUAAAAUCCUUUGCCUUGCAUUGGUUUUCUUCAAGAGCUGAGCAAAACAUCCACUCCAGUGCUGGGCACUAACUUUAGCAAAUUGUAAAUUGGUUGAUACAUGGAUUACUAACCAAUUGUAGAAUUCCGAAGUGUUCAAUUAUGCCUUGAGGCACUAGCUAUGUGUGCCAUUUCCCAUUCUUUUUGCCCCAAGAGUCCUGAUAUAAAAUUUAAAAUUUGAUCCAAUCUGUCCCUUUACUAAAUGAAAACACUGAAAAUAUCCUCAGCUUUCUGUGUGCGGUAAAUUGACCCCAGAGAUGUCCCUAAAUCAAGUAUCUGUUUUUGUGUGGAGUGUUCCUUUAAAAUAAUCCAAAAUUAGCAUUACAAAAAAAAUCCUCUAUACAUGGCAGAUCAACAACCACUGUGAUAUUCUUCUAAUUACAUAUGUUUACAUAGGAGAAAUAGCACAGAAGAGGCCAUUUGGUCCAAACAGGCCAUGCUAGUGUUUAUACAUCACUCCAACCUUUUCACAUCUUUCCUCAGCAAAACUAUAAUUGUAACCCAUUAAUCACUUUUUCUUUAUACACUUGUCCAGCUUCUUCUUACAUCCAUUAAUACUUUUCCCCACCUAGUUCCUGUGUGAUCAAGAGCCACAUUUUCACUACACUUUGGUCAAAAACGUUCCUUUGGAGUUCUUCAUUAGAUUUUGUGGUGAUUAUCCUAUACUUAUGGCCUGUAGUUAUGAUUUUCCACAGAAAAUGGAACAUUCCCCUUCAUCUGCUUCAUCAAGAACUUUCAUAAUUUUAAGUCUCUAUUAAGUCACAUCUCACUCUUUUCUCAAAGGAAAAGAGACCCACAUUGUACACCUUUUUGGACAUGCACACCCUCCCACUUCUCCUAUCAUAGCUGCUAAUCUCUGCACCUACCCCAGCACCACAAUAUACUUUAUAUAAUAUGGUUCCCAUGUCUAUGUACAAUGCUCUAUGUUAACAUAACCGAGGAUUUUUACAUUACAUUGACAGUCCUACUAAUCAGUUCUGUCCCUCUAAAAAUAAAUCCUCAUGUUUUCUUUGCAACUUUCUUGUCCUUACCCGAUGAGAGAUGAUACCAGUACCAAACUGCCAGGGAAAAGCAACUUCAGAUGCCCGGACAUUGUUCUUAAGUGCACAAACCCUCUUAUGGAAAGCAGUAACCUGAUUGUUUAAGUUCACGAGAUGAAGAAGUCCUGGUGAAGGUUUUCAACCCAAAAUGUUGAAAAAUCCUAUCCCUCCUGCUAAUGCUGCUCAAACCCUUGAGUUCCUCAGCGGAUUGCUAGUUGCUCCAGAUUCUGACACCUGCAAUCUCUUGUGCCUGCAGAAAAGAAUGCUAUCUAUUUGCUAAAUGAAUGCUCAUGACCAGUCAGUUUUACUUUCAAAGAAGGAUCGGAUAGCUGAGGAGAAACAAUUAGAGAUGGCAGCACACGUAGAAAUAAUGGAAAACACUUGUUGCAAUUUUACCACAGCUGCAAUGUUUAGGAGGGAUAAAUAGGGUUGGUUACUGGGAUUACAGUCCAGGUUCUGUCGAUGCACUGUCAGAAGUUAUUUAUUUAGAGAUAUAAUGCAGAACAUGCCCUCCCAGCCCUUCAAACCGAGCCACCCAGCAACCCACAUUUUUAACCCUAGCCUAAUCACAGGACCAUGUACGAUGACCAAUUAAUUUACUAACCGGUACAUCUUUGGACUGUGAGAGAAAACUGGAGCAUCUGGAGGAAACCCACACACACACAGGAAGAACGUACAAACUUUCUUACUGAGGACACCGGAACUGAAUUCCAAACUCCAGUGCCCCAAGCUGUAAUAGUGUCGCACUAACCCCUAUGCUACCAUUGUGCCCACAAUCUUGAAAGAUACUCCAGGUCAGGAUGCCUACUACCCAUCCCUUAAGAUGCUUUUCUGAGUGUAAGGGCUAAAAGCCUUGAAACUCUUCUGAAACCCAUAAGGAGAGCAAAGAGAAUAUGCAGCACUUGCCUGUUGAUAUGACUACUAUCUCUGGUCAUGAGUAUUCAUUACUGAAAUAGAUAACAUUUUUCUCUACUCAGUCCUGCUUAAUCCUGAUGCAAGGCUUUGAUCCAAAGUAUCGACAAUUCAUUUACACUUGCAAAUGUUGCUUGAUCCACCGAGUUCCUCCAACAGAUUGUUUGCUGCUCCUGAUUCCAGCACUUGCAGUCUCUUGUGUAUAGCAUUCGUAUCUUUUUGAUUUAAGCCAUCCAUUUAUUGCUUUUCAUUUUAUGAUGGUUGGUGUUUCCACGACAUUGAAACAGCAGCCUUCCUUUACCACGAGCCAUUCUAUAACAAUGUAAAAGUGAGAAGUGGGAAUAAAAGCCAGACAGCCCAUCAAUUUUAGCCUUAUUCUCCUGGAUCUGGAGUGAUUAUGAUCAGGCACCUCAUCCCACACCAUUCCUAAAGUCUUUAUUUAUUAUUUUAUUUAGAGGUACAAUGUGGAAUAGGCCCUUCCAGCUACUGAGCUGCAUCACACAGCAACGCACCUAUAUAGUACUAGCCCAAUCACAGAACAUUCUACAAAGGCUAGUGACCUACUAACUGGAAAGUCUUUGGACUGUGGCAGAAAACCAGAACACAUGAAGGAAACCCAUGUGGUCACGAGGAGAAAGAACAUAGUCCUUACAUAUAGUGCCAUAUAGUGAACCCUGGAACGCACCGAGCUGUAAUAGUGUCAUGCUAACCACUACACUACUGCGGCAUUCCCUCAAACUGCUCCUGAAGGUUUUGAGCUCAUGAUACCUGGAUUGCUAAUCCAGCAACCUGGCCACAAAUUAAUGUAGUGCACUAAAGCACAUUAAUUUGCCUCCUGCACUCCCCGGGUUGACCAAGUCAUGAAUGGAAGUUUAAGGGUAAGAAGUAGACACUACAUUGCCUGAGAAACAAAUGAGUUAGACCUUAUUUUAGUCAUUUUAUAUUAUGAAGAAAGACAGUAGACAGCAGUAAUGCAUCAAAAGUCAGCUUCUUACGAGGAAGAAUAACAUAUCUUACAUUAUCACCAACAUUGGCAAUGCCUUUGCUUCUGAUCUCUGUGGACUUCAGAACAACUGAGGAUGGUCCAAAUGAAGGAGAACACAUUUGCAUUAUGCCAGCAGACGGAUGCUUUAAGAGAUAAAGAAGCAUUUAAUUAAUAAAUUCCUCUAGUUACAGGUACUGCAAACUAGCUACUAAGAUAUUGCUGCAUUUGUACAUAUAUUAUAGCAUAUUUUUCUUUCUUUACCAAUGGUUUUCUUUAUAAUACACAGAAUAAAAAUGGAUUUAAGAUUUUCAAUGUUUUACCAUAAUAUUAAAUGAAAUUUUAAAAACAUAACAGGCCAAAGCAGAUAUUUGUGUGGUCUGCCUAUUUAAGAUCCGAUAUUUAAAUAAUUUAUUAUUUGCUAUUUAUGAUCAGAUUUAAGUACUUCGGAUGACAUUUGUUAUCAUCGUGCUUCUUGACUUAUAAACAUUUAGUUGUCAUUACUGCUCUUAUUUAUUUUUGGGAGUGAAGAGGAGAUUUUCUGCCGCUUCACUUUUACUGCCAGAGAUGUAAUUUAAAUUAGAGACUGUAUAGACAAGCAGAACAUGCCCUGUAAUUCUGACAAUUUAAUGUAGUGUAAAACAAUUGCAGUAGUUCUGUAGGUAAUGCUAUUCUGCUUCGACUGAAAU
This is a messenger RNA of Mobula hypostoma (lesser devil ray), 13659 nucleotides long. RefSeq names its product CUGBP Elav-like family member 4. Bases 57 to 1493 code for a protein of 478 amino acids. Gene Ontology annotation, cellular component: nucleus; cytoplasm; ribonucleoprotein complex. Gene Ontology annotation, biological process: mRNA splice site recognition; regulation of alternative mRNA splicing, via spliceosome. The transcript has 13 exons. The record is from RefSeq and is a predicted model, not a curated record. Lineage: Eukaryota; Metazoa; Chordata; Chondrichthyes; Myliobatiformes; Myliobatidae. Gene Ontology annotation, molecular function: mRNA binding.